Messenger RNA from Tremella mesenterica DSM 1558, 1041 nucleotides. RefSeq lists its product as uncharacterized. Gene Ontology annotation, cellular component: nucleus; RNA polymerase III complex. Bases 1 to 1041 code for a protein of 346 amino acids. Gene Ontology annotation, biological process: DNA-templated transcription. The transcript has 4 exons. The record is from RefSeq and is a predicted model, not a curated record. Lineage: Eukaryota; Fungi; Basidiomycota; Tremellomycetes; Tremellales; Tremellaceae.
AUGCCAGCCAAAACCACCGCUCCUUCCUCUCCCGUCAUAGAGGCCACACAAUCGACGAUAGACCCCAACCCCGAACCUCCUGAAUCAUCUGGUCCCCAUCUAGCUCAUGACGAACCUAUGGACGCCGAUGUUCCCGGUCCGUCAAAUACAUAUCUACCCUCUCAACCAACUCCACCUCUUCCCUCUUCUCGUCCUCUACCCAAGCAUAUAACAUCACCGGAAGAUGACGAGAUUAUAGAAGAAUUACCAAUUUAUCUCUCCGCUUCAUUAUUCCCCAAUUUAGCACUAUUCCAAUAUCCUCUCGUUCAAAAAGCUCUCUUGUCUUCAUGGGCGAGGGAAAGAAGAAAACAUAUAUCUCUAAGAGUCAAGGAAGAUGUGGGAAGGGUUGAAGUGGAAGUACCUGUCAAUGAAGAUGAAGAGUUUUGGAGGUACGAGAAAGCUUCUGAACUGACUUUUACGACGGAUGUGGGGAAUGAAGAUGGGGUCGUCGGUGGGAAAGAGGGGAAGAAAGGGAAGAAGAAGGAGAAAUGGGGUGAAAAGAUGAGGUUGAAGAGUGAGAUGUUACCACAUAAAUCGGGAUAUUAUUGUGGUGUGAUACAUGAGGGUGAGUUGUUCAAUGUCAUCCUUCCCCCUCAUACUUCACUACAAAGUGCUCUUCAUUUGCAUCCCGUAUCUCAACAAAUGCAACUUCGUACUUCCCUCGCGUACUUAGAUGACUUAUCUGCUCCGUCUAAAAAGAAAGAAGAAGAGGAAGAAGAGGCCAAGAAGAAAGGCAAGAAUGUCCGACCGGCUCCUGUGAAAAAGUUGCUGGAUGACGAAGAUAAUGAUGGAUCAGGUUCUAUACGUGACUUCCGUAAGAGGAUGCAGGUCAACGAACAACGUGAAUCUUCAGAUCCGUGGGUUGCGUACUCCUGGGAAGAUGGUUUGUCGGACAAAGUGGUCAGAGCUUACAAUCAUCUGAUCACACCUAUCGAUAAACGUAAAUCAUUGGAAUGUACCACUCGACCACUUGAUUAUCUCGACAAGACUUCCAUGAGCUAA